Messenger RNA from Esox lucius (northern pike), 1903 nucleotides. RefSeq names its product forkhead box L1 (gene foxl1). Lineage: Eukaryota; Metazoa; Chordata; Actinopteri; Esociformes; Esocidae. The transcript has a single exon. Gene Ontology annotation, biological process: cell differentiation; anatomical structure morphogenesis; regulation of transcription by RNA polymerase II. Gene Ontology annotation, molecular function: RNA polymerase II cis-regulatory region sequence-specific DNA binding; DNA-binding transcription factor activity, RNA polymerase II-specific. Bases 249 to 1454 code for a protein of 401 amino acids. The record is from RefSeq and is a predicted model, not a curated record.
GACGUGGGGAGAGAGCUCCGGCUUUCAGCAAUGAAAUUUUAAUUAAUGUGGGUGGGCUGAGAACACAACGAGUGUUUAUGAUAGACAAUUUAUUUUCCAGUGCAAAGUCAACAUAAAACAGCAAACGUACAACAAUUAUUUAACAUUUUUAGACUCAUGAGUCAGGGACGCAGUGGAAGUCCGUCAUUCCAGGAGCAGCGUUCUGUUCGGGCUGAAGUUCAUUGGGAAGCAAACAGCGCUCCAGCAUCAUGAAUCUGUACCAUAGCCGAGUGCCGCAGCUCGGAGUGCCACCCUCGGCGCUUAAUCUCUCAAAUUCCUCCCUGAUUUACUUAUAUGGAGGCGACGGCGGUACCAUUCUUCCGGCCUUGGGUUUCGUCCCGACUCGACAGGAACCUCCGCAAAAACCUCCUUACAGCUACAUAGCACUUAUCGCUAUGGCCAUCAAGAGUGCGCCGGACAAGCGCGCAACGCUGAGCGGCAUAUACCAGUUCAUUAUGGACCGCUUCCCCUUUUACCAUGACAACAAGCAGGGCUGGCAGAAUUCAAUCCGUCACAACCUCUCUUUGAACGACUGUUUCAUCAAGGUACCGAGAGAAAAGGGUCGGCCCGGGAAAGGCAGCUACUGGACUUUGGACACCAAGUGCCUGGACAUGUUUGAGAACGGUAACUAUAGACGGAGAAAGAGAAAAUUAAAGGGUCAAGAGACAGCAGAGUCGAAAAAUAAUCCCAAGAGAACCAGGGGUCCAGUUCCAUCUAAACUUUCAGAUGAUGGUCGCUUGAGCAGGAUGUCCGCAGGAGAGAUGGCUCUGGUGUGCACUGAUAUGGAACAACAGCACAGACAUUAUGAGCAUCGUAGUUCCAAUUUAAAGCAAGUUCACGGUGAAUUCAACAAUCUUGGAAUGCAACAAUGUGGGUCUAUACAGUGCCCAAAUUUAAAUAUGCACAAUCAAAUCCAAAUUGAAUCCACGCAGGACAUACAAGGCACUCAGUCCACUGACCCGCGCUUCGGUGCAAAGUGCAAACCCAGUCAAGAGCACAGGGUCUCGUUGGACGUAGCACAUCCUGCAGGAGCAUCUUCCAUCCAUGACAUUGUACAUGACAGCGGCAGACUAGCCUUUGAUGGGAGAGAGAACGGUUCUCCUAUCAUGUCCGGUUACGCGGAAAACUUGAACUCAUCUAUCAUGUGCAGGAAAAAAGACAUAAUACCCACGGUCCCAAGCAGAUCAGCCGACAAAUCAAAAUGUUUUAGCAUAGAUAGUAUCUUAUCAAAAAAGGGAAAUCAAAUGCACAAAAGCAGCGUUUGCGUGACAGACGCAGGUUUGGACCCCGUUGGUCACCCCUUCAAUUCAUCUGUGAUCUUGGGUGCGCGCACGCACCAGUUGUACCAGAUGGGAUUCCCUAUAUGCUCUUACUUAUCGCUCAUGUGCCCUGAGAAAGUUCUGCAUUUCAAAUAGGCAGAGGUAUGUGAUCGAGGAAAAAAAAUCCACCAAUCCACAAAAAUAUUUCACGCAGGAACGUCGAUGUAGGUUAUGGGAAGAGGGACUAUGAUAUUAAUAUUGGACUUCUACGACCAUCUUAAGAGCCUAACAACUGUAACGACGAGCAAUUAUGAUGAUCAUCAGGUUUAUUGUUAUUAGGGCACCUAUUCCCAAGAGCAGGCCAUUGCACUUGACAGUCCCUUUCAGUUGACUUUUCAUCCGGAGAGAACUACAGCACUCAAGAGAAUACGGAUGUUGUUUUAGUACAUGUAAAUGUUUAUGAAAACUAUGGUUUUAUAUGUAGGAGCUCAGAGGAUGUCAUCGGGGCCUUCAGUUUCACUGUUGUCUUUUGUAUUCCGUGGGCUCCUCAGAUUUUGAAUGUCAGUGUUAAAAUGUGUAUAUAUAUAUAUAUAUAUAUAUAUGUC